AUGAAGACCCACUUCUCAACUGAGAUGCAUCCAAAUGCAGUGAUGUCGAAAUUAUAUGUUGUCGGUGUGCUGCUGCUCACAUCGUACUACAGCUGCUCUGCUGCUCUCAGCAUGAAGGAACAACUGGCUCAAUGUUUGGAGGACACAGACUACCCCAUGCUGCUGCAGACUGUGAAGUACGGCCUUCAACACAUAGACACCUCUCAUCAUGUGGUUAUUGUUGGAGCUGGCAUGGCUGGACUGACGGCUGCCAAGUUACUGCAUGAGGCGGGACACAAGGUAACCAUAUUGGAGGCCAGUGGUCGAGUUGGAGGCCGAGUAGAGACCUACAGAAAUGAAAAACAAGGCUGGUAUGCUGAAAUGGGAGCCAUGAGAAUCCCAAGUAAUCACCACAUUGUCCACUGGUUUGCUAAAGAGCUGGGAGUCAAGAUGAAUCCAUUUAUCAUGGAGGACAUUAACACUUUUUAUCUGGUCCAUGGACUGCGCAAGCGAACGUACGCUGUGAAAGCAAACCCUGACAUCCUGAAGUAUCAACUGCGGGAAUCUGAGAGGCGGAAGUCAGCCGACGAGCUGCUACAGCAAGCUUUGCAGAAGGUGAAAGAUGAAGUGAAGGAACAUGGCUGCAAAGCGGCGUUGAAGAAAUAUGACCACUAUUCCUUGAAGGAGUAUCUGAAGGAAGUAGGUGGUUUGAGUCCAGGAGCGGUGAGGAUGAUUGGAGACUUACUUAACGAACAAAGCCUCAUGCACCUGGCUCUGACUGAGGCGAUCUACAUCCAGAGUGACGUAAACGACAACACAACGUAUUAUGAAGUGACGGGUGGAUCAGAUCUUCUCCCCAAAGCUUUUCUUUCUGUCCUGGAUGUCCCCAUCCUCUUAAACUCCAAGGUCAAACACAUCAGGCAGUCACAUAAAGGUGUAAUCGUGUCAUACCAGACUGGCAACCAGUUCCCUAUGACGGACCUUCAUGCUGAUGUCGUUCUGGUAACAACCACAGCCAAAGCAGCCCUCUUCAUAGACUUUGAUCCACCUCUCUCCAUCAGAAAGAUGGAGGCCCUGAGGGCAGUCCACUACGAAAGCUCCACUAAAAUUAUCCUCACGUUUCGUGAUAAGUUCUGGGAGAACGAUGGCAUCCGAGGAGGCAAGAGCAUCACAGAUGGACCUUCUCGUUACAUCUACUAUCCCAGCCACAGUUUCCAUACAAAUGAGACCAUUGGAGUCCUCCUGGCAUCCUACACCUGGUCUGACGACUCCCUCCUCUUCGUGGGUGCGAGCGAUGAAGAGCUGAAAGAGCUGGCCCUGAGAGAUCUGGCAAAAAUCCACGGUGAGCAAGUCUGGGAUAAGUGCAUCGGAGUCGUAGUGAAGAAGUGGAGCACUGAUCCUUACAGCUUGGGCGCCUUUGCUCUCUUCACACCCUACCAACACUUGGAGUACGCUAAGGAGCUCUUCAGGAACGAGGGCAGGGUGCACUUUGCUGGUGAACACACAGCCUUCCCUCACGCUUGGAUUGAAACGUCUAUGAAAUCUGCAAUCAGGGCUGCUACAAAUAUUACCAAUGUGGCACACAAAGAGUCAGCUAGAGCACAACACAGAUGA
Scomber japonicus (chub mackerel) is the source of this 1593-nucleotide messenger RNA. RefSeq names its product L-amino-acid oxidase-like. NCBI's taxonomy places the organism in Eukaryota, Metazoa, Chordata, Actinopteri, Scombriformes, Scombridae. Gene Ontology annotation, biological process: amino acid catabolic process. The record is from RefSeq and is a predicted model, not a curated record. Gene Ontology annotation, molecular function: polyamine oxidase activity; L-amino-acid oxidase activity. Bases 1 to 1593 code for a protein of 530 amino acids. The transcript is spliced from 7 exons.